AUGGCCAACCCAAUUCAUCUCUUCGACCUCUAUUCCGAUUUCCCUGGAGCAUCAAAAUCAUGGUCCUAUAAUACCCUAAAAGCCCGCGCAGUCCUCAAUUUCAAAGGACUCAAGUAUACCCAAAGCUGGGUCUCCUACCCCGAUAUCCAACCCCUUGAAACCAGCCUAGGUAUUCCGCCAAAUAAACAAGGCCGUCCAUACACCAUGCCCGCAAUCAUCCACAAGUCCCCCGCAACCCUCACUCCCAGCGGCGGCUUGAUAGACUCGUUCGCCAUUGCGCAGCAUCUUGACAGGGAAUUCCCAUCCCCGCCCCUUUUCCCAUCCGGCGACGCGAGCUACGCGAUCUUCGUCGCUGUCGGGAAAUUCCUCGCUCGUGUAGAGCUGGGGUUCAGGCCACUGAUUGUACCCCGGGUACCCGAGCACCUAGAUCCGAGGGGAAGAGAGUACUUCAUCGAGACGAGAUCUGCGGCGCUUGGAAAACCGCUCGCAGAGGUUCGACCCACUGACGAAGAGGCCCUAGCUCGACUGUGGGAUGUGGUGGAACAGGAGACUGCGCCGCUGAUUGCGAUGCUGAAAGGGCGGGAUGGGAAGACCGGGCCGUUCUUCGAAGGCGAGAGGCCGAGCUAUGCGGAUCUGUUUCUGGCGGCGCAUUUGGCCUUUAUUGAGCGCUUUGAUAAAGAGCUUUUUGGGAGGUUCGUGGAGCUUUGCAGUGGUGAGUUUGGCAGAUUAUAUGAUGCCUGUUUGCCGUGGUUGGAGGGCCAAGGGGAAGACAUCGAGUGGCCGGUUCCGGCUGCGGCGUAG
Penicillium chermesinum is the source of this 801-nucleotide messenger RNA. Its product is annotated as glutathione S-transferase family protein. The transcript is spliced from 2 exons. The record is from RefSeq and is a predicted model, not a curated record. Lineage: Eukaryota; Fungi; Ascomycota; Eurotiomycetes; Eurotiales; Aspergillaceae. The coding region runs from base 1 to 801 and encodes 266 amino acids.